Molecule: messenger RNA, 6277 nt
Organism: Monascus purpureus
Lineage: Eukaryota; Fungi; Ascomycota; Eurotiomycetes; Eurotiales; Aspergillaceae
Source: the annotation of a GenBank genome assembly
AUUUAUUGUUGCGUCUCUGCUGCCCGACAGUUUGGCUUCAGCAGCCAUCCGCGUCCUUGACAGCCUUACUAUCCUCCCCCUUGCAUCGCAUUCCACCGCUGCUGUCUCCUGCUCUCUCCCUCCUCUUCCCUCGAUGAACACCUGAAAUCCCCCCUCAGACGAAAGCCACGCGUGCUGCGACUGUCUUGGACUCGCAUGGAGGGGUGUGCAGAUACAGAGUCGCGUGUAUGCAUGAGCGAGUGAACGAGGGACAUCCACAACGUCAACAAACCACCGUCUGACUGCCCUUCGUGGGACAGACCUAUGUCUCCCAGACACCCCUUCCCUCUGGACUGAGCUUCUUCUAUUCUCGGCAUCGUCUGUGUCACUUUCGUUUCGUCUCUCCCCCUCCUGUUGUUCUUUUAGCAGCCAUUCGCGCCUGGGUCGCUCCUCCCUCGACCAGCGCAUUGCGCGCAUCAGGUCGUCAACAACAACAGUGACGACGACGACAAAAACACCCGUUAAUAAUAACAUCAUAACCUGAAAAUAGCAGCGACGGCGCUCAGCCAUGGCGAUCGCGUCGGGUUCCCUGUCGUACCUGCCGCUGGAGCAACUCACACUGUACCAUGCAGUCGAUCCGUGUCUGUCGUCCAUCCUGGUCUUCUACGGCCCUGUCACUACUGCCAAUGCCACCGUCAGCAGUUCGCGUGUCCAGGCGCAUAUCUUUACUCCGGCAGGUUUCCGCAGUUACCCUCGCAUUACUGUAUCCCCUGCUGCUCCCCUGUACGCCGCCGUUAACCACCUGCCACGAGAGAAACAAGGCGACGAACUAUGCCGCGGUCUGGCCGUGAGUAUGCUAAAGUACUUCUCAGAUUUGUCAGAUCCCGUCAAGGACUAUCUGCGAGAAUUGGCCAAGGCUGGGAAUGGGAAGUCGGGGACGAAACUAUCCAACAUGUUUGACGAGAUACACGCGGCGGAUCUGACGAACCGAUUGAUUGUGGUGGACGACGCGUCCGAUGCGAUACGGGAUCUACAGGCAGCAUAUCAGGAGCGCAAGGUCCCUUGGAUUGACAUUGACGUUGUGCUGCCUGCUGGCACCAUUCAGCCUCCGUCGCAGCUCGAAGAUGACGCUGCGGAGAUGGAAGGUAGCUCCGACCUCCAGUAUGGCCAGUAUUCGCCCAUGGUACGAGCACUAGGGGAUCCGAUCUUUUUGCCCACGUCGCGGUUAAAGCGCGCACCGUCACAACCUACCAAUUUAAGCAAGUCCAGGACCUUUUCUAGAAGUCAAAAGGAGGCUCUCCGCUUGACCAUGUGUGAAGUUGUUGAUACGGAGGAGCGGUAUGUAGCCAAGCUAUAUGCUCUGGUUCAUGACGUCGCAGAAGAGUUUCGGUUGAAGGCACAGUCGCGACCACCGUCCAGCACCAGCCCGGACGAGGCAUCUCUUGCUGCGUUGUUUCCCCCUUGUCUAAACCAGAUUCUCGACGUCAACCUUGGUUUCCUAGAAGUAAUUCGCCAGGUGCUCGAAGAGACCGAGAAAGACGCUAUUGAGGAUAUCUCACGGGAUACAGAGCUUCCAUCUUCCAUGUCCCAGAGAGCGUCUUCGAGGCAAGGAUCCGACGCGAUGGGUGCGGUUGCAUUUGCGAGCGCUCUUCUGGAAUGGUUCCCGCGAUUUUCACAGCCCUAUGCUGAUUACAUGCGCGCUCACAAUGGAUUCACUCAGACGCUGAACUCUUUUUUGAAGGAUAGGAAUUCUAGUUUUUCAAAGAGGGUACACGAGACGGGCGAGCAGAGACUACGCUCCCUCUUAAUGGAGCCGGUUCAACGCCUUCCGCGAUAUAGCCUUCUGAUCGAUACAAUGAUGAGCAGUCUCCCGCUGGUCCACCCCGCAGUUCGACCAUUCCUGAAGGCUAGGGAUGUUAUCAAGGAUAUCUGUUCGCUGGAUGAUCCGGGGUCUACCAAUUAUACCAAAAGCCUUCAAAAGCUCAAGUCCCUGGUGGACGGUUGGCCAGCUGCUAUAUUCCCGGCAGGCCGCCUGAUCAACGCGAUUGACUUCAACGAAUUGCCACCUCCAUUCCGUACCGAUCUCCAGACAACUAGUCACAGCACGGGCAUCAUGCUGCUGUACAAAAAUUGCUUGGUUCUCUUGUCAAAGGCUUCUGGAUGUAAGAUCACCGCUCGUGCUUUAUUAGCCGAACUUGACAAUUCGGCAUCCACAGCGGGUGACUCUGGAAUCCUGAUCCCUGGUGAACUCCGGGUUGCACAGGUACUCGACAUCAACAAGGUGCGUUGCAUGCAGUCUGGAUGCGGGCGUAUCUUGUUCUUGGCUCCCGCCUCAGCAACUAUGGAUGCGGAGCCAAUCGACCUGCUUGCAUUGGAAUUGUUUGCAGUACAUGAAGGGCGAGCAAAUCGCUUGAUCGAGGAGAUCGUCAAAGCCCGAAUCGAAGGCAGAUUCCCAGAACAGGAGCGAGAGAAUGGUAAAUGGACCCUCAGGAGCUGCACAGGGACUGUCGGAAACCUUGGCAUCUUAGCUUGCGUGUUUGAAGAGGAUGAGACUGGGUCGUCGAAGCGAACGGGGUCUGCGAGGAUAAAACUUGUAUUCGAUACUCCGAAGUCCGUAUGCAGUAAGAUGAUGAGCAACUCCAACGACUUGGAGGGCAUCGUUUCGAUAUCUGCGCCAGAGGAGGACAAGUUCAAAGUAGAAAUCUACUCAACCGUUGAGAUGUUCUCGUCCGACAUUGUCACAGCAGAUGUCUUCCUCCCUGCUCUUUCCAAGCGCCUCUUGAAUCUACUCUUGCCCCUGCAUGGCCCUCAAAACAGGACCUUGACAGAGCCCAUGGUCCGUUCGAAUUUCGAAAUCCUCCGCUAUAUUGCAAGCGGUUUUAUGACCCAGAUAAAGACCACUCGUUCCUUCAGACCACCCUCGCCCUCGAAGCUGCUUUCAAGUCUCUGGGGGGGGCAGUCCAAAGAACCGAGUUCUCCGAAACUACCUCAUUCUGCCUCUCUACUGGGUGAAUUCCCCAAACUGGCGCCUUCCAAACCGAAUCACUCGAGAUCGAACACCUUGCCGUCAAUCUUCCCCAACAAGGACGAUAGCGGGAAUAGGAUUUCCAUGGUUGGAUCAGAAACGUCGAAAGAGUCAUUGGAUAGUCCAUUUGGCCUCCUAGAGCAGACGUUCUCGGCAUACGCGCUUGCCCUUCAGUCCCGAAGCGGUAAUAUUGUUGGACGUAUUCUCCGUGGGAGAGAGAACGUUGACAGAUCCGCUGUCAACGAACUCUAUAACGUACUGCUUGAGGAUCCGGGAAAGAUCCAAGCCGCGGCCGAAGUCCCCAUUGAUGUCCUAUUUGUCGCAUUCGAAACAUUCAUGGCUAACGCAUGGAGGGAUCACAUGGGGCCCGUCCUCGAGCCCUCGUCGUUGAAGCUAAUCCAGAGCCAAUUUGAUACUAUGUUUCCUCGUGAAUUCGAUGAAAACUUUCGGGCAUUGCUUGCAGAAAUGAGCCCGCAGAACCGCCGUGCUUUCGCUGCAAUGAUUCGACUGCUCUCCGAAUUGCUAGACGCAUCAGGGAACGAUGGUGAUCGCGGUGCUCUGACGGCUGCUUUUGCAGAAGUACUCACCGAAGAUGGAGAUCCCAUGCAACAUGUCUCCCUUUUAGAUCGAUUGGUCGACGAUUUUGGAAAUCUCUUUGACGAAUAUGUCCCGGUUGGCGCUUCUUUGGAAGGCACCCUGACCACUGAUCAGACAACAAAAUCUCCCUCGCGACACUCCAGCUCCAUGAAUUCCAACUCUUCCUCCUUCAGACGACGUUUGGGGUUUGGUCUGCAUCGUGAAAACUCGAAAACCGAAGGUGAAAGCAAAGUAUCCUCGAUUUUGAGGACUCUGAGUAAGAGCAAGGGAUCUGGCGACUCUGAGCCAGGCACUCCCCGAGGCUCGCUACACUUGCGAUCAAAAUCCAUUGACGUUGACACUCGACUGGGUCCUCUGUUACGCCCGAGCUCACGCGAUCGCCCAGGCUCUCGUGAUCGACCUGGGUCUCGCGACCGGCCAAGUGCUUCUGCAGAAGAUCUAGUUCGUCGUCCAAGCAGUUCUCAAGAGGAUCUUCCAUUGUCGUCAAUUAGAGGUGUGACAAACGGAAGUGCCAGUGUCGUGAGGGUUCGAAGGAAGCGGAGGAGUUCCCUCUCCGACCUGCGUCCUCUCUCGACGUUGGUAGAGACACCUGGCAGUCCUUCUUCGCCUGGAUCUGUGACCCCGGGGCCUCAGUCAGAGGAAACCCCUUCGAAGAAAACCGUCCCUCCUCGCUUGACUUCGCCUUCUAGAACUAGAUCCCCGGCACGUCCCACUACCCCGAAGUGUAAGGAGAACAUCGACCCAAGAUCAACGCCGGCAGAGAGGAGUUCUAAGAAAAACGACAUAGCAACACCCACUCAAGAGUCCAGAAGAAGAGAGCGAGCUAAAAGCAUACCUACGAGAGGUACUGAGCUUAGGGAGCGGCCGACGCUCGCAAAUGCGACUGAAGUCAAACGGCCCCAGACCUCUCACUCCCAUUCACACUCUCCGCAGAAAACGCCUAAAUUGCGAAUGCAAAGCCCCCAGAAGCUCCGCGAUCGUCUCCAAAGCGAGAACAGAACACAGGCCCUCGCGCAGGCAGGUUUUCAGGAAGAGUUGAAACUCAUCAGCGAGGAAAUUCAAACAUUAAGACUGGGAUCCCCGCAGCGACGUUUAGAUUCACGGAUAAAUGGUCAUUAUUCUCUCAAUGGGCUCUUUGCUUCACCCCCAACUGACGCAGCCCUUGAGUCUCGUGUUCGCGAGCUCGAGUCAAGAUUUGACGUUCUCACCGAUGAAUUCAGGGGUCGGACGUCUGCUAUCGAGAAAGACUUGGAAUCCUCACUGGUCGUAAGCGAAAAGAGAGCCAAGAAAUUGGAUGAACUGUACCGCGAAGCCAGUGCUGAGAACGAAGCCCUGUAUGAUCGGUUCAAUCUGGAGCUGAACAAAAUCGUUAAAGAGGUGCGACUGGGUGGUGCAGAGGAGGUUCUCAAAACCCAAUUGACAGCAGCACUUGAUGAGAUUGGGAGGUUGAAAAAGGAGAACUUUCGACUCAAGAGAGAAGUCGGCGGUUUACGGGCCCAGCAAGCUGCAGUGUCUCUGUUGAGGGCGAGCGAGUAGAGACUCAGCUUCAAUAUGAUCGGUUUAUGAAACUCGGUUGGGUUUACAACCUCAGCCUGGUGGCUGGCCACAGAGGCUCAUAGGAAGGGCUUAUUUAUUACUCGAGUCUACCAGAUGUGCUUUUUUUUUAACCACCCCUCCCCCUUACUUUCUUUUUCUAUGGGAUUUGGGCGAUGUGGGUUCCAGAAGAGGGAGUGCUUAUUUUCAUUCCUUUACGACUGAUGAAAGUACCCGAUGCUAUUUGUUUGAAUCGAUGAUCCGUCUUAUCCAUGAUUGUUAGCGUUUCCUUUUGGCUUUCGUGAAGAAUGGCGGUGGCAUGGCGUGCACGUCUUGUAUGGAUGUCUAUUGAUUGUUUCUUUCCUUGUCUCUUUUUCUGGGAUACCAUGCAAUUUUCACGUCUAGCUUUUAUUUGCUUGUGUCAAAGACUCUUCCAUGGGACGAAUUUUAUUGUUUUGACAAUCCUUCAUUCUUCACUGGACCGUUCCAGCAACUCCAACACCUCGCUGUCUACCAUUUUGUACAUCCAUUCCCAUUCUAUGCUGUAUAUCCUAGCAUAUGGCAGUGAUUGUGGGAGAGGUAAUCGAAGCCCCAUAGUGGGCAAAGCCAGUGGUAUCUCAUUUAUUUCACCUCCAAUUGAAGAAUCAGCCGCCACCAUCGCAAUUAUAGGAAUGGUAAACCUGACAUGACCGGGUGCUUCCCGGGAGAGUUUCGCUUUCAAUUGGGUCGAUAAGAUGCCUUGAUGCUGUAGUUUGUGUUUGUGUUUGCUUUGGUGUUCGCCGCCAUGUUUGUCUUCCUUCUUAGCAGGUAAUUCGUCGAGAGUCUUGUAUAUUUUCUUAAGAUCUGAUUGCUGCAACGGGCGAACGAGGAGUUGUAUUUUCUUUUUCUCGCUCUGAUCACCAUCCUUGAGGAUGUUUUCCACAUUGCUACCAUCCCUAUCACUUUUUCCAACAAGGGCAACCCGGAACCAGUAUCUGUUAUCCCAGAGCGUCCAGGGUGUGUACUUUGUUUGCAUCGGAUUAUCGGCUUCAGCUUUAGCUUCAGUGGUGCCGGUACCAUCCGACCCAGGUACUUCCAGAUCAAAGCGGAGUAUCGGGAGACGAUUCCGCAUGAACGGUUGCCGGAAGAGUAGCCAGGUGUUAU